GUACUGCUGUCACGAGAGGCGGUAAAAAGCUGCUCGGUCCCUUUUUGUUUUUUUACCAAAGCGGAAGUACUUUAUUGGUCAACCAAGGCCAAGAUCAACGCAAGCAAAGCAGCAAGAUGGCUCACAGGCUGCUGGUGCGAAGAAUUUGGAUGCUCUCUACGAAAGAUAUGCGCUGCCUCCCAGCGUCUGCCGUCUCCUCCUCUUCUUCGUUUUCCACCUCCCUGCAGUCCGCCACAGCCCGGGUCUCCUUCCUCUCUCGCUCACACUCUCUGCCUCGCUCCCUCACUCACACCUCCCGUCGGGAAGUCUCCUUCAACGUUCAGGACCACGAGGACUUCGCAGACCGAGUCAUCAAGAGCGAACUGCCCGUACUAGUUGACUUCCAUGCACAGUGGUGUGGUCCCUGUAAGAUCCUCGGGCCAAGGUUGGAGAAGGCUGCUGCAAAACAGAAAGGCCGUGUUGCCAUAGCAAAAGUGGACAUCGACGAUCACACAGACCUGGCUAUCGAAUACGGGGUGUCUGCCGUUCCGACAGUCAUCGCCAUGCGGGGCGGUGACGUCAUCGAUCAUUUUGUGGGGAUCAAAGACGAUGAUGAGCUGGAGUCAUUUGUCAGCAAGUUCAUUGGACAAUGAACCAGCUGUCCCCGCUUUGUAUGAUUUUGGGCGCCAUCUUGAGCCAGAAUAACAACAGUCAACAGAUAAACAAAACCAUGCCGCUAUCUCAGCUGGCAAACACUCACUGCUCACACCCAUCCCUUGACACACUGCUUCAGCUCGUUACUUCUGUCUCCGUCAGUUUUAUUUUGUCUAGAGAUGGGUGUGUGCUUCCCUUUUUAACCCUUUAGUUCAUGCCACGUUCCCUUUUGCAGCAGCUAAUUUCUCUUCAAAGUGACCGCUCCUACGCACUACAAGAGCUGCUGGGCCAGUGUGUACGUUUUGCUGUAAAAGUCUGUAGAAUGGAAAAUACACCGCUGUACUGCACUUAUACUGUAUAACUUUAGGGAUGAACAUUUCUAGUUUUAGUGGUGGAGAGGAUUUAACUUAAAGCUGACCAUACUGAAUGAGGUUUGUGUUACCUGUAGUUCCUGCUUUAGUCCACACGAUGGUGGCGUUUCUCUAACAUCGCAAAGCCACACAUGGUCAUUUUACACCAUUAUGCCUAAUAAUGUGAGAGAGAUGUUGUGUGUAUGUGUGGGUCUGUGUGUGUGUGUGUGUGUGUGUGUGUGUCUCUGGGUCCUGACUGUGAUACUUUAAGUCAAGUGGGAAUUGCAAAUAUGAGUUUGAUUUAGUUUAUUACUCAAAUGAACUCUAUGUACCAGAAACAUGACCAAGUGAAGUAAUAAAGGAGUCAGAAACUUUCUGUA
Molecule: messenger RNA, 1363 nt
Organism: Cottoperca gobio
Lineage: Eukaryota; Metazoa; Chordata; Actinopteri; Perciformes; Bovichtidae
Gene: txn2
Product: thioredoxin 2
Exons: 4
Coding region: 117-632 (171 amino acids)
Biological process (GO): cell redox homeostasis
Cellular component (GO): mitochondrion
Molecular function (GO): protein-disulfide reductase activity
Source: RefSeq, a predicted model, not a curated record